AUGUUAGCAGAAGCCAAAUAUUAUCAGGACUUCGAAAGAAAAGACUACAUUAGCAAAGGUGAUAAAGGAUUGGCAACAGUUCAUUUUAAAAGCCAAGGUCCUCCAGGAUUUCCAAAAAUCGCUGUUUUAAAGGAGUUCACUACAAUUAAGGAAACCUAUCUAAAUGAAGCGAUAUUGCUGAAAGACAUGUCAGAUAUUCACCGAAACAUUGUAAAGCAUUAUUACUCCACUGAAAUUGAUGGAAAAUUCAGAAUUUUUAUGGAGCAUUGCGAAUGUGGCACCGUCGCAAGAAUCAUGAACGAAAGAAAGAAAAUAUCUCAGCCAUGGACUGACUGAGAAUUGAUAAAUCAUUUCAUUACGAUUGCAGAAAUCAUAAAAUUUUUGCAUGAUAAUGGCAAAGCCCAUAGAGAUAUGAAGCCUGACAAUAUUUUUGUUAAAGAAAAAGAAGUGCUUAAACUUGGAGAUUUUGGGGAAUCAAAUGAGGUGAAGUUAGGGCCAAAUAAAAAUACUGCAACUGGGACCCUAAUUUACAUGUCGCCACCAUAUCAAAAGCUUUGAAAUAGACUUAUUCCUGAUUCAGACGGCAAGAAAAGAACUCCAAUCCCCCUCACAAAACAAGAAGAGGUUUGGUCAGUUGGAAAAACAUUUUAUGAGAUGGCAAUAUUAGAGGUUGGCGUGUCUUUUCCUAAUAAAGAGAAUGAAUAUAUGGAAAUUGUUGAGAAUGAUAUGCAAAGAAGGCCUCAAAAAUUAGUUCAAUUAUUAAAGCGCAUGCUUAUCCCCUUUAAGUGCACCAAUUUUUUAAAAAUAUAAUAAUUAAAAAAAAAUUAUAAAGUUAUUUAAAUUAGAGAGAGGUCUCGUUUCAGCAGAUGCUAAUAAAAUAUAAAUGUUUAAUUUUUUCCAAAAUAGUUAUUUUUCCCAUGGUUUUAUUCGCUUAUAAAGGGAGGAAGCUAGAAUAAAUUAUACAGAUAGGCCUACUAUUGCCCAAGUGCUAGAAGAAUUAAUAGAUAUAAAAGAAGAAACUACUGAAGCAUUCUCAAAUUAUGCCACACUUUUAGUAACUGAAGGAAAUCCGUUUGAAAUUCGUGAUGUUUAUGGAACCUCAAGCCAAAAUGACCCUAAUCAAGGUUUUGGAGGACCAGAUUCAAUUAAUAGAUAUCUUCAAAGUCAAGCAAAUACCGAAGAACAAUGCAAGCGGGAUAGUAAUAUAAUAUAUAAUCCAUACACUAGAAGUAUUUAUGAAAAUGAACAAUUAGCCAACAGGAGCACUAUUGAUAACAAUGACGAUUAUUUUAUCCAUGAUUGUGGGCUGAUGAUUCAUAGAAUUGAGCUAGAAAGCUAUAUUGCAACUUGUCUUAAGAUGAAUUUUGAAUUUCUACAAAUAAAGUGCUCAAAUUGCUUCGAACCAUUUCCAAUAGGAAUUAUAAAUCGCUCAAAGCUUCAUUUAUGCUUUUUUUUAAGAUAAUCUUGUAUGGAUUGUAUUGAGAUUUUCUUAUUUAAUUUUUAGUUUAAUAGAUUAUAAAUAGGUAUUAUUAA
Blepharisma stoltei is the source of this 1533-nucleotide messenger RNA. Lineage: Eukaryota; Ciliophora; Heterotrichea; Heterotrichida; Blepharismidae. The record is from the annotation of a GenBank genome assembly.